This is a messenger RNA of Calypte anna (Anna's hummingbird), 5275 nucleotides long. RefSeq names its product tubulin tyrosine ligase (gene TTL). The record is from RefSeq and is a predicted model, not a curated record. NCBI's taxonomy places the organism in Eukaryota, Metazoa, Chordata, Aves, Apodiformes, Trochilidae. Gene Ontology annotation, biological process: protein modification process. Bases 219 to 1355 code for a protein of 378 amino acids. The transcript is spliced from 7 exons.
AGGGGGGCAGGCGGUUCUACUUCCGGGCCGCCCGCCCCGCCCCGCCCAGGGCAGGCUCUACCGGGCGGCGGGCGGGGGCGGCGGCCCCGGCCAUGCGGAGCCGGGGCGGGCGGCGGCGGCGGCGCAGGGCCCUGCCUGGGCUGCGGCGGGGUCCCAUGGGUUUGGUGCACCCCGCGGGCUGCCGGGGGUAGGGCGGGGCGUCCCCCCUCCCCGUCGCCAUGUACACCUUCGUGGUGCGGGACGAGGGCAGCAGCGUGUAUGCCGAGGUGAGCCGGCUGCUGCUGGCCAGCGGGCAGUGGCGGCGCCUCCGGAGGGACAACCCCCGCUUCAAUCUGAUGCUGGGGGAGAGGAACCGGCUCCCCUUCGGCAGGCUGGGCCAUGAACCUGGACUUGUGCAGCUGGUGAAUUACUACAGGGGAGCAGACAAGCUGUGCCGCAAAGCAUCUCUGGUGAAGCUAAUCAAGACAAGCCCUGAACUGUCGGAGUCCUGCACUUGGUUCCCUGAGUCAUAUGUGAUUUACCCAACGAACUUGAAGACCCCUGUAGCUCCAGCACAGAAUGGAAUUCGCCAUCUUAUAAACAAUGCAAGGACAGAUGAGCGGGAGGUCUUCCUGGCAGCUUACAGCAGGCGUCAGGAAGGCAACGAAGGCAACGUGUGGAUUGCUAAGUCCUCAGCUGGUGCAAAAGGGGAAGGUAUCCUGAUUUCUUCAGAGGCUUCAGAGCUCCUGGACUUCAUUGAUGAGCAGGGACAAGUGCAUGUGAUCCAGAAAUACCUGGAGAAGCCUCUGCUUUUAGAGCCAGGGCAUCGCAAGUUUGACAUUAGGAGCUGGGUUCUUGUGGAUCAUCAAUAUAAUAUCUACCUCUACAGAGAGGGUGUCCUGCGGACCUCUUCCGAACCAUAUAACAGUGCUAAUUUCCAGGACAAAACCUGCCACUUGACCAAUCACUGCAUUCAGAAGGAAUAUUCCAAAAACUAUGGGCGGUAUGAGGAAGGGAAUGAAAUGUUCUUCGAGGAGUUCAACCAGUAUCUAAUGGAUGCCCUGAACACAACGCUUGAAAAUAGCAUCUUACUGCAAAUCAAACACAUAAUAAGAAGCUGCCUUAUGUGUAUAGAGCCUGUAAUCAGCACGAAACAUCUUCACUACCAGAGCUUCCAGCUCUUUGGCUUUGACUUUAUGGUGGAUGAGGAGCUGAAGGUCUGGCUAAUAGAAAUCAAUGGAGCCCCGGCAUGUGCCCAGAAGCUGUAUGCAGAGCUCUGCCAAGGAAUUGUGGAUGUAGCUAUCUCUAGUGUUUUUCCCCUCAACGACACUGGGCAGAAGGCAAGCCAAUCAUCAUCGAUCUUUAUCAAGCUGUGAUGACAACAAGAAAGCCUCUGCUGUGCACAGGAAGAGACUGCAACCGUUGGGUCAGAACAGUUGGGUGGCUUAUCUCAAUCUCAUGCCAAAAAAAGUGAUAGAGACAAGCUCCUUAUUCUCUAGAAAAUCUUGGGGAAAACCAACAAAAGAGGCAUCCACACAGACCUCUGGUGGGCCAAAGCUGCUCAGAUAACUCUGCCUGCAUUCACCAAAAUCCACUUUAGAAACAGCUCAUGUGACUUUGAUAUCUGAAACAAAUCUCUCUGGGAGAACAACAAGAUAACCUUAAAAUGAAACCCCAACAGGGAUACUAUAAUACUGUAUUAGCUUCUUUUCUAUAGAGACAACAUUGUCUGGUUUUUUUAAAGGGAAUUGAGCAAAGAGAAUUAUGAGCUUUUGAGACAUCGUGGCUGGGAAGUUGUCCUCCUCCCGUUGUGUUUCUUCUUUCCUCACCUACUGCAUCAUUAGUGCCUUAGCUCAGCUCCAAAUAAGUGACUCCUUUCGUUUGUUCCUGCUCUGUUACAUAGAAAGGAGCAAACUGUCUUGCAUCGCAGGAUGCCUAAAACCAGAAAUGCUAAGAAUUCAGUUUCCUUAAGUCAUUUUCUAAACUGGUUGUUUGAACACCCAGGCAAUGGCUGGCAAAAGGGUGCUGAACUGCAGGUGGUGAGUUAACUCAAUCAAGGAAGGCAGUUUUGUUCACAUAUAGCUAUCCCCUUUCCUAAUGAGAUUUGAAUCAGUGUCCAUCCCAUUCGGAUGCAAUUGGAUUCUAUUUAAGAGGUAGAGAGAGGCCCCCUCAGGGCUCACAGGGGGACUGCAGGAUUUCUAGCAUAACUUUUGUGCUAAGAGUGUUUCAAAUAGUAGAAACCCAAUCUUUUCAGUUUCUUCUGAGACACUGCAGAGAAUUUUGGCUCAGCUUUCACCUUUGUGCAUUUGAAGUUUGGAUCCAAGACCUUUCAACCCAAAGGAUUUUUAUCUCAUUUGAUCCAGCCAAUUUUCUUCUCCUCUGUUUGACAAAUACUGUAAUUUCCUGCCCUGAUCACAGCCCACAGCUUGGUCCCAGAAAGGGGGGAAAGUGGGUGAGAUUUAUAGAUCAGGAAAGAGAUUCUUUGUGUAUAGGUUUGCCACACAGAUGGCCAGGCAGGUGUCUGGGGAUGGAGAGGAGUUUAUAAUUCCUUGAAGUCCCAGAAUUUCAGAGCUAACAUCUACUUCAAGUAUGACCUAAAUCCCUGGUGUACAUUGCCCACCCUGUGAAGUAUGCCUGAAUUUUCAACGUGAGCCCAGCACAUCCCUCUGAAGCUAGAGCUCUUUGCAGAGCCCAGUGGCACUUGUAGUGGCAGUGGGCAUUGUGAGGAGUGUUCAGGGCUGUUUUCUGCUGCCUCUCUCAGGGAGAUAUUUGGCACUGAAAUAAACUGGUUCCUGUUAUCCAUGACAAAGAAACCAGAAGAGAUUUUGAAGGUUCCAAGCUUCUGUCUGCCUGUAUGUAAUUGGAAGUGAAUCUGCCUCUCUCAGAAGAUCCUAGCGUUUUUCCAUACUCAUCUCUGUUCACGAUGAAGACUUCAGAGGUCUUCAUGCCAGCAGAUGAUCCUGGCAUCUUUCUGUAGACAGGACAAGUCCCAGGCCUCUGUGGAAUGUUGAGUUUUGAUUGUGCUGUCAUGGCAUGGGCAUUCAUAGCAACAUGCAGUGAAUCCACAGGUGGCACUGUUUCACACAGGGACAGUCAAAUCCAGGAGGGAACAGUGCUUAGCAAAACCUCACAGAUGCAUCACAGAAGACGCCACAGCCCAAAGAGCUGCACACCACUUCUUGAAGUUGUCGAGGCCCUGAAGUCUGACGUGGAAUCGCAUCUGCAGGGGCUGUUGUGGACACAGGGUGCACACCAGGAAGUGACAGAAAGCAAGAGCUUUGUGAAAACAGGCCUGCAGCUUUGUUCCCCUGCAGUGCAGAUGCUGGUGGGUAGCUUCACUUCCACUGAGACCACGAGUCCCAGGUCUGGUUUCUAGAUUUGGGCCUUGUGGGCAUUCAGAAAGAGGGGCCAUGAAAGCAUUAAUUUGUGAGAUGGGAAGCACUGGGUGAUAAGCUGGGAGAGGUGCUGGGGGGAAGGACUGGUUGGAUUUUUUUAACCAUAUGAUAGCACACAGGUGUCAAAAUUUCACUGAAGGACAGGUAAAGUAUAGUGGUAACUCUCCAAAGUAAAAUGUAGGCUGUAGGGGUUGUUGCUCAACUCAUGAAGUUUGCCAUUCGCAUUUUCACACAUUAGCUCGUGUGAGCUUAAAAAAUACAGCUUUUUCCCCAGCAAAAGGAAGAUCUAGUAGCAAUCAGUCUGGGAUCAGUUUGGGAUGUGACUGAGGCAACAGGAGACGUUGGGCUCUUCUAGGGCAGAGGCAAGCAGAGCGCAAAGUGAGAAGAGGUAUUUUUCUCCGUCAUAAUGCAGUGAGAAAUGCUAAUUAUCUGAGGUGCUAGAGUCAUCCUUCUUUUCACUGCAGAAGGGAAAUUAAAAAAAAAAAAAUUAAUCACUCCCUAGCUGCACAGUAAUGUGAGUGGAAUAAGGGCAAGAAAGCUGCCUGGUUGCAGACAACAGCAAUGGCCCUCAUUGAAACAGCUGGUAGCACUGGGAGGAAUAGGGACUCUGGAAUCUCUAACUCCAAGGCCUUUUCUUCCACAUUUUUCACCCCAGAUUGCAUUCCAGCAUGUCAGCAGAUGGCUGGUUUUGCUGCUUAACUGAAAGCAAGGCUUCAGCUCGAUGGUAGAGUCAUGACUACAAGCAGUGCAGCUAUUCAUACCCUGUUUUUUCAGAAGGGGAGAUAGUGAGUCAGGGACAGUUUGACAUUGGCUCAUUUGCUCGGUUUUUCAGAAAUAAGCAACAGCUUCUGGAGGAAAACAGCAGGUAUCUCUUAGUAAAUCUGUAUACUAAAUACCACUAGACAUGGUAUUUACCACAUGCUCUCAAAGUGCUCCCCAGGGUAAAGCACAGGAGGUAGAUAGAUAACAGGUGAUGGAGAGCACAGUGUCUAAUACUAGUCUUGCACAAAAUACUAGCCAAGAUGGAGUAGAGGAUGCUCCUUUUAUGUCUGAGGUGUGAGCAUGGCAGCCGUGGGUGCACCUUGCAAGUGAUACUCAGAAGAUACCCUUGUGAGACUUUGUGGGUUUUUUUGUUUGUGGGACUGUUUUUUGUUUUUUUAUUUUUAGGAAUACAAAACAAUAAAUGUUUUCUAGCUUAUUUCAGCUAGAAAGUAAAUAGGAAAGCUCUCUCCGGAGCUUUCACAAAGGAUGGUGCUGGGUUUCCAGAAGACACCUCCCAUACUGCAGAAUGUCUCUAGUCUUAGUUGUAUCCCUUCAUGUCAGCCAUGAAGAAUUUCAGGCCCAGGUGCUCCAGCUGUGUUUUCCAGCAGGGUCUGGGCCCACUGGACUCUGGGUUUCAGUAAACUCCCAUGUGGCUUGUCUCAUACCAGACAUGUGAUAACCAUGCAACAGCUACUGUACUCCUGCUGAAAUCUGUUGGCUGACCACAGACAAUGGAUAAUACUGGAGAAGUCUAAGAAAGGCUGAAAAGCCUUUCUUGGCCUGGCUUCCCAGCCCUACUGUGACCAGCUCCCUUCUGGACUGCUUGCAUGUUCCUGCUUCCAGCAUUUCUUAUUCUCUACAUGCAGCUCGCCCCCAGGAGAGCAAUGCUGUGCCAUAUGUAAGUUCAUAAUCAUGUCUCAUUGCCAGUGUCCACUGUGGCAGCUCUCAGAAGACCCUGAUGUUGAGAGGAUGGUGGGGUACAUAUGGUACUGGCAAGCUGGCAGCCUGUCAGGCACCAGUCCACAUCCCCAGCUGCUCGUGUCAGCAUGUGCGUGGGGAGCCAGCAGGUUCCUGAGCUCCUGGAUCUCUGGUGAUUAUCCAUAGCUCUCCUAAACCAUCAUUAAAACAUACAGACCCAA